AUAGCGGUGUGUGACGGCAGUAACACUAAUAGUGGAAUACCUCGAAGUUUCUUAACACUGGCCCCGCUAAAACUUUUUCCAGAUUUGCGCGCUGCAUGUGCACUAAUUAAUUGAUUUUUUUAAACUUCAACAGCCAAAUCGAAGAAAAAGAAAGCUGAAUAUCUUACGAACUUCCCCCAUUGACAAAUCAGAAUAUAAAGGGCCAUGGGCUAUAUAUGUAAAAACAUAUAGAGACUCGUGGGAGUUUCCCCUUAUAUCUAACCUCCAUAUUUUGAAUCCCUAAUUCAAAGUCCUCCAAAGACAUUAUACGAUGUCUAUAAUGUUGCGCGGAGGGUUCUCCCCUAGUGCCUACAAUGCGCCCUCGACUCUCUGCCGAAGAUGUAUUUUACGAUCCUUAUACGCUAGACGGCCACAGACACGGCACAUUUCCACUUCGUGGCUGGCGAAACAGGCGGAGUCAAAACGGCAAUGGGACCUUCAAGCCGUAGAGAUCAAGGAGGGGUUGAGGCCGCACCCUUGGGACAUUCUCAAGGAGCGUGGAUAUGUGAAGGACACUGCCGGAACCGAAGAACAAAUCAGAGAAUUGAUGCUGAAGAAAAGGAUAGGCGCUUAUGUCGGAAUCGAUCCUACCGCCCCUUCUCUUCACGUUGGCCAUUUAAUAACCUUGAUGCCUCUUUUCUGGAUGUACAUACACGGCUUUAAGGCUGUGAGUGUCCUUGGCGGUGCGACGGCCAAAGUUGGGGAUCCCACAGAUCGUUUACAAAGUCGCAAACCGAUGAAAAGGGCCGAUAUGACCAUGAAUAUCACGAAGAUGCACUAUCAACUGAAGCGCAUAUGGCUGAAUGUCGAAGCGCAAGGGAGGCGCUACGGCUAUGAGAAGGAAAAAAGGGUAUGGUCUCGUGCAGUAUUGAACAACAGCCAAUGGUAUAACACUGUUCCAUUUAUAGAGGUUGUCGCUCGCUUAUUCAAGGGAAUGCGCCUAGGCCCCAUGCUGUCUCGCGACACUGUUAAGCGGAGGAUGGAGACAGGCGAAGGCAUGGGUCUGGAUGAAUUCGUAUAUCCUCUGAUGCAGGCAUGGGAUUGGUGGUAUUUGUUCCGUAAACAAGGCGUGCUCAUGCAGAUUGGUGGGUCUGAUCAAUACGGAAACAUCGUCGCUGGUGUGGACAGCGUCAAAUACAUGCGAGACCAUGAAGUAAACGACAGCGAGAAGGUUCCUAGCGAUUUUUUGCACACACCUGUCGGGUUUACUGUCCCUCUUCUUACUGAUUCGGCCGGCGUUAAGUUUGGCAAGAGCGCCGACAAUGCCAUCUGGCUUGACCCGUUCAAGACGAGCUCAUUUGAUCUAUAUGGCUACUUCGUGCGACGACCCGACACCGAAAUCGAGAAAUUACUCAAACUACUCACGUUCUUUCCCAUGGAAACCAUUAAGGACCUUAUGGCGAAGCACGAAGAGAACCCUUCCAAGCGUAUUCCUCAUCACGCCCUAGCUUUCGAAGUGCUCUCAUUAGUGCAUGGGUUCCAGGAAGCAACGAACACUCAAAAUCAACACCUAGGACUUUACGCAAGAAAAAAGAUUGACCCCGAAGAGGAACGCAUGUCCUUAAACGAGGGGGCGUUGACAUCCGAUCGAGCGUUGAACUUCCAGAUUGACAUCAAGCUCCCCAAAUCACUAGUCCUAGGCAAACACAUAAGUCGCAUUCUCUAUGCUGCCGGCCUCGCGGACAGCGUCACCGACGGCAGCCGGCUGACACAGCAACAAGGUGCCUACAUCGGCGGCUCCCCGGGACAACCCGCGGCCACCAACGUAGGCAUGCGCUACGACCAGCUCAUGUUCACGCCCGUCAAGUCCUGGUUCACGCAAGAUACCAAGAACUUCCUCAUCGACGGCAAGCUCCUCAUCCUCCGACGAGGCAAGCACUUCAUCCGCGUCGUGGAGAUGGUCAGCGACGAGGAAUGGGCCGCCUCCGGCCUAACCUACCCCGGAGAGCCCGGCAUGGGACGCGUCCGCCUGCUGCGCACAGCCCUUCGAAAAGCCAUGGGCGACAACAGCAUAAAGAUGCACUCCCCAGAACAGCGCAAGAAGCUCCUCGACGGCGCCGAGACGAUCUACGCGGAGCAGCUCAACGCGGGCAAGUUCAAGGAGCUCGAGAAGGGCGUCCCGCCCAACCGCGCGCGCCAGAUCCUCAAGCACGCCUUCUCCUAUUACCAGGAAGAGGGGCCCCGCUCCGCCAAGCUCAAGACCAUGGCCAUCGAUGAGGUGCUCGCGUCCGCGCGGGUAGAUCUCGAGGCGCUGGAAAAGGAUACUAUGGUUUCCAGUGACAUUACACCGGCGCCGAAGAGCGGACAGAGCGGAAAGAGGGCGAGCUUCACCCGCAUCAAGACGGAUUAAGUGUAGAGUACGUGUAUCAUAUGAAUAUUAUACCAAACGUUUUCGCUCUUAAGACUUUUGUGCAUGUGUUUCACUUGGUCGAACCUAGGUGCUUAGGUGGCUACCCCUAUUAGUUAUGUUGAAAUGUAAAAUGUGCUCGGGAACAUUUCAUCGCCAAUGGGGGUGUUUGGUAGUAUUAGGAUU
Messenger RNA from Hypoxylon fragiforme, 2572 nucleotides. RefSeq lists its product as uncharacterized. Gene Ontology annotation, cellular component: mitochondrion; cytosol. The transcript has a single exon. NCBI's taxonomy places the organism in Eukaryota, Fungi, Ascomycota, Sordariomycetes, Xylariales, Hypoxylaceae. Gene Ontology annotation, molecular function: tyrosine-tRNA ligase activity; RNA binding; ATP binding. Gene Ontology annotation, biological process: tyrosyl-tRNA aminoacylation. The coding region runs from base 311 to 2389 and encodes 692 amino acids. The record is from RefSeq and is a predicted model, not a curated record.